Cotesia glomerata is the source of this 1268-nucleotide messenger RNA. RefSeq lists its product as uncharacterized. The transcript is spliced from 5 exons. NCBI's taxonomy places the organism in Eukaryota, Metazoa, Arthropoda, Insecta, Hymenoptera, Braconidae. Bases 177 to 1100 code for a protein of 307 amino acids. The record is from RefSeq and is a predicted model, not a curated record.
UACUAUGGGACCAAGAACCAAAAAGAGGAGAGUCCUUCUGGAAGCAGUCAAUAAAUAUUUAAUAUUUUGAACUGACUAACUAAUGAAUGAACUAACGAUUGAAACUAGAAGAAUGAACUGACCACUGAAACUAGUAGAAUGAACUGACCACUGAAACUAGUAGAAUGAACUAACUAAUGAAAGAGUUCAUUACAUACUAUGAGCAGAAAUGGAAAAAAGAUCUUCUUCCCUCAAAAUAUAAUAUUUUUGAGAAAAUACGGGCCAUAAAUGACGUUCCAGAAAUACAUUUGCGAGUAUUAAAAAACAGCUCAAAAUCCGAAAAUCCAAGUUUUUGGAAAUUUAUUGAGUCGAUUGGUAAAAAUUUGGCAAAGCAUGUCAAGGAUUGUAGGAAGUUUCGGGGUUCGCCAGAUAAUUUUAAAAUUAAUUUUUCUCCUCGUGUUAAUUGUUCGAUCCACAACAACCGAGAGAGAAGUGUUUCGUCGGGAAUAAAGAAAUUAUUUCAACUGCUAUCGGAACACCGAAUUGAAGCAUCGGAGUUUUUAGAACGAGUGAUGGUAGUGAUGCACGACUACUACAAUGAUUUCUUUUUUGAUAAAUAUUUAUUAGAGAAGGAAUUGACAGAUAUGAGUGAUCGUAUAGACGCCUUCUUUGCCGAAUUACCAGACGCUUCAUUUGUUUUUGAAAAUAAUGUGGAAAAUGAUGACGACGAGGUCCAGAGAAGCGAAGCUGUUGUAAAUGAAAUGCAACGAGUCAUUGAUGGACUUCAACCAGCUGAUGUUAAUGCCGAAGUCAUUGAUGGUAAUGACAUAUAUAAUGCUCGAUGCAGGAGAUGUAAUGUUGCACUUGUCACAACAAUAAAUUUGCCAUGCAAACACAUUGAGUCUUGCAAUAAUUGUAUUACGAAAGAAAAUAACGUUUGCUUCAUAUGCAACACUUUAAUAGCUAGAACAGAGCGUGUUUUCUUACCAAACGACACUGAAGGUGAUGGGUACAAUCUCAACUGUGAGAUUUGUUACGAGAAGCCCACAAAUAUCAUGUGGACGACUUGUAACCACGGAUUGAGCUGUCGAAGGUGUGCCGUAGCAGUGAUUAGAGGGUAAACGGACAACCUUUCCACUACAACAAGAAUACAAUGCCCGCAUUGUAACCUUCGGGCUGAAGGGUUCAUGGAAUUUGAGUUGAGUGUUUAGGAUAGGAUUAUCUAACAGUUCCAACAGCCUUCAUAAUUUUCACGAUUAAUUAAGUUUAAUACAUUAAAAAUACUCAAA